AUGAAAUCAAUAAAUAAUUUUAAUAAAAUUUUUGAAAGUAAUAUAAGUAAAGAUGGUAAAAGUUGUAAAAUUGAAAAUGUUAAAAUAAAGCAAUCAAGUUGUCCAAAUCUAAUAAAGUUAUUAAAAGAGAAUUCAAGUAUUUCAAAUUUAACUAUUAAAUCAUGCAGGCUAAAGGUAUUACCAAGCGAAAUAUCUACGUUAGGGGGAAAUUUAAAAAAGUUACAUAUUGAAGAUAAUAAAAUUCAAGAGAUACCCAAUUUAGAGCCGUUAGAGCAAUUAGACGAGUUAAUUUUAUCAAAUAAUGACAUUAGUAAAUUUCAAGUAUCGAUUAGUAAAUUACCAAGUCUUAGAGUUUUAGAUCUUUCUUAUAAUCAAUUGGGUACCAUACCGGUUCGUUUAUUUAGUCUUAGUUCAUUAAGGGUUUUAAUAUUGGAUCAUAAUCAAUUUAGUCAUUUUCCAUCACAUCUUUGCGAAUUGCAACAAUUGAACACGCUUGGCUUCAGUGAUAAUGCAUUAAAAUCUAUACCCAGCCAAAUAGGACAAAUGACAGGAUUAAAGAAACUGAUUUUAUCUGGAAAUCAAUUAGAGUCAGUGCCAACGGAAAUAUCUUUGCUCAAAUCAUUAACUUAUUUGGACUUAUCAUCGAAUUGUUUAACUUCAUUACCAUCGGAGUAUGGCAAGCUUUGUGGUUUAGAAUAUUUAUUACUUCAACAUAAUAGACUUCGUCAAAUUCCUGAUGAGAUAGCUGUUGGGUGUACAUCUUUGGUGUCUCUUCGUGUAAAUAAUAAUACCUUAACUGUGUUGCCAUCAACUAUUGGUCAACUUUCUCAUAUGUCAGAGUUGUACUUACAAGAGAAUCGAUUAACAACUUUACCUGCAGAAAUUGGGUCCUGUGUACUAUUAAAGAAACUUCAUUUGGAAUAUAAUAAAAUCAUAUCAUUACCAGAUGAAGAAAUGUCAAAAUUAAAUUGUUUAAAUGUUCUCACUUUACACGAUAAUCAACUUGAAGAAUUACCAACAUUUUUAACA
Molecule: messenger RNA, 1029 nt
Organism: Dictyostelium purpureum
Lineage: Eukaryota; Evosea; Eumycetozoa; Dictyosteliales; Dictyosteliaceae
Exons: 1
Molecular function (GO): protein binding
Source: RefSeq, a predicted model, not a curated record